This is a messenger RNA of Phyllotreta striolata, 474 nucleotides long. NCBI's taxonomy places the organism in Eukaryota, Metazoa, Arthropoda, Insecta, Coleoptera, Chrysomelidae. The record is from the annotation of a GenBank genome assembly.
AUGUGCGCAUUUUCCAGGAAAAUUUUAUCGAGAUUAUGUGCCGACUUUAGUUCAAGCUGCAAUAUUUUCAAAGUGAUUAGUUUUAAUUGGAGUAGAAAUUAUGGAUCGUUAAAGAGGCAAGAAUUCUGCAACUUUGUCAGGAACAAACAAUGUCUUAAUAGAAGUGCUUUGGUCAAAUUUAAUUUAAUUUUAUUAGGUAGUGCAGAAGCAGGCAAAUUCAAAAAAGGCUUACCCUCUUAUACAAUAGCGGAGGUUGCAAAACAUAAAACAGAAAAAACUAGAGUUUGGGUAUACUACAAACAAGGAGUGUACGAUAUUACAGAUUACAUUGAUGAACAUCCUGGGGGACCAGAAAUAAUUAUGCAAGCAGCUGGAGGUUCGCUAGAGCACUACUUUUCCCUUUAUCAUCAUCAUUUAAACGAGGAUAUCUUUGAAAUACUGGAAUCGUUAAGAAUAGGUAAUUUAAAAACCUAA